AUGCUCCGCUCCUCACGUUUCAUCAAAGCCUUGCCCGGAAUCCGCCCAUCAACCAGUCCGCACCACACAUUUCAUGCAUAUUCAUCCCGUCCAACCACCUCUCACUCGGUUCGAAACCCUCACGUCACCCCAAUAACCAAACCCUCUUCCCCUCACCGAACUCUAUCCACCACACCAUCCCUCCUCACAACCCAGCAAGACAACUCCGAAGAUUUCUGGGCCGUCCCCGCCACCGACACCACCUUCUGGAACGCCUACGUCUCCACCCGCCCGAACUACUCCCCAGAAUUCUACCGCAUCAUCUACGACCACCACGCAGCCCGUACGCCCUUUCCCCACCGCGUCAACGACGACAACAACCCAAGAUGGGCCCUCGCCCACGACGUCGGCUGCGGCGCCGGCCAAGUCGCCGCCGAGCUAUCCACGAAAUUCUCCCAUGUCGUCGCUAGCGAUAACGCCGCCGCACACCUCGACGUCGCCAAGUCGCGCCUCACAUCCCAAGGCCUGAACGAACCCCAGGUCUCCUAUCUACACUCCAAAGGCGAAGAUCUAGCGCUGCACCACCCAGGGCGGAGGGCCGACCUCAUCGCCGCCGCGGAGGCUAUCGUGCUCAUGGACAUGCACGCCGGGUUGGACUCCUUCGCGCGCGUGCUGAAGCCCGGGGGCACGCUGGCGUGUUGGUUCUACGGUGGUCCGACAUUCACCUCCUCCUCGCCAUCUUCCCAUGGCGACGCCAACAUCAAGCCCCUCGAUCGCGCAAAGUAUUAUGGUCACCUCCUGGCGCAAAGUCAUCCGCAAUUCACCCCCAAACGCAUGGCGGGCUUCAAGCGCUGCGCGGAUCAGAUGGCCUCUUGGCUCGAUUAUCUCGAUUUCGACCCCGGUGUCUGGGUGAAAGUGGAGAGGUAUAAAUGGAAUACGAGGAAUGGCACGCUUGCGUUCUUUGGGGAGGAAGCUUGCGGGUUCCCCGUUCGUCCUGAAAGGAGGGUCAGGGAGGGGGAGCAAGUGACGGAGAAAGAGGUCGAUGAGGACUGGUGGCGCAAUGAGUGGGAUAUUGAGGGUUUGAAGAGGUAUUUUGAGGUUUUGUUUCCGGGGUUCAGGAAGGUUGUUGAUGCUGAAGCGGCGGAGGAGGUGGAAAGGUGUUUCGGGAUGUUGGAGGAGGAGAUGGGGGGACAGGGGGUGAGGAGGGGGUUUACGUGGCCGGUCAGUCUGGUUGUUGCUGGACGGAAGUAG
This is a messenger RNA of Bacidia gigantensis, 1230 nucleotides long. RefSeq lists its product as uncharacterized. The record is from RefSeq and is a predicted model, not a curated record. The coding region runs from base 1 to 1230 and encodes 409 amino acids. The transcript is spliced from 2 exons. NCBI's taxonomy places the organism in Eukaryota, Fungi, Ascomycota, Lecanoromycetes, Lecanorales, Ramalinaceae.